This is a messenger RNA of Epinephelus moara (kelp grouper), 1152 nucleotides long. Its product is annotated as C-type lectin domain family 4 member M-like. Lineage: Eukaryota; Metazoa; Chordata; Actinopteri; Perciformes; Serranidae. The transcript has 6 exons. The coding region runs from base 13 to 954 and encodes 313 amino acids. The record is from RefSeq and is a predicted model, not a curated record.
UCUGCAGUCAGAAUGGUAAAGGGAGAAAUCACUGGUUGUAAUUUUGAAGGUGGGUUCAGCUCACUGGUUUAUGAUGGGAACUUGCAUGAUGAGGAGCAACCUUCUUACCCCCAAUCUAACCAAAACAGGCAACCAGUGUCGAUGUAUAGAAAAUCACCUGGGAGACUUAACAGACCGGCUGCAGUGAACCUGGCGCUACUUGCUGCUGUUCUACUAAUGGUUGAUAUCGGCCUGUGGGUUCACUACAACAAACUCCCAAAUACCAGACCUAAUGAUACAGAACGCAUCAGCAACGAGUUGGCCAAACUCCAGGAUACUUACAAGGCUGCAGUCGAAUCAUUAGACAGUGCCAAGAAGCAGCUGGACAGUGAGAUGAGUCGUCAGAUUCCAACAGACUGGGAGCUUGAACACCAGACAAGAAGAAGCACAAAGUAUAAAGAGCAGCUUGUUACAAAGCCUGAGGAUGCUGCAAAACUGAAAUACCAAAUAGAAAUAAUAAGCAAUGGCUGCAAAUACUGUCCACCAAGAUGGAUUUUGAUGAACUCAGUGUGUUACUACUUCCCAUUCGCUGAAAGUGACGGGGUCAAAACAUGGCAAAAAGCGAGAGAUUACUGCCAGAUGUACGGAGGUGACCUUGCAGUCAUAGACAGCAAAGACAAAGAGAACGCAACUGUAAACCUCUUACUGGAUAACAACAAAUACCUCCCACACUCCACUAUGGGCCACUGGAUUGGACUGAAGAAUUUCCCCAAAGAAGACACUUGGAGAUGGGUGGAUGGAAGAGCACUGGUUGAAGGGUACUGGGGUGAUGGAGAGCCAAACAGUAACAAUCAAGGUGACUCUGACUGUGGAGUUGUACAUACCAAAGAAAACUUCUUCAAGGCUUGGAAAGAUGUUAGAUGUGAACAAAAACAGAAAUGGAUUUGUGAAAAAGCCCCAAAUUAUACGACUUAACACUUUAUGUUUACUGCAUUUGCUCGCAAGCUCAACUUUUUCCAUAAAGAGUUAAAUUCACCUUGGAGACUUUCUGACAUCUUCUGAAUUUUUCUGUAAUGAUGAACAGUAUCUUUACCAAAUCAGAACCUUGAUUAUGUGCUUGCUACUGUUACACAUAUCUCUGUCUGCACAAUUUAAUAAACUGUUAACACUGUA